Morchella importuna is the source of this 381-nucleotide messenger RNA. RefSeq lists its product as uncharacterized. The record is from RefSeq and is a predicted model, not a curated record. The transcript is spliced from 2 exons. Lineage: Eukaryota; Fungi; Ascomycota; Pezizomycetes; Pezizales; Morchellaceae. Bases 1 to 381 code for a protein of 126 amino acids.
AUGCCUCCGACGACGCAGCCUCAAAAACAACCUCCAAACGCCGAAACAAUUGUCAUCUCAUUCCUAUGCGGGAGCUUAGUACUAUCGUUUCUUCUCGCGGCAGUCGCCGCAGUGUUAAAGGUCUACCCAAAGCCGCCGGUGGUGCCGUUUAUGAAGAGAAUCUUGGCAAAGAUGAGGAGGACACCGCCAACUCCUGUACAGGAGGAGCUACCAGAGGUGCGGCAGAGAGAGGUGCAUCAGAGAGAGCUGCCACAGAGAGGGGUGCAACAGAGAGAGGCGCAACCGAUAGAGGUGCAGUUAGUGGAUGUGCCGUUUGACUUUGGGCUAAGGGAGGAUGUGGAGAGUGGGAUCGCAUAUCCUCCGCCAGUGGCUUUUAAUUAA